Molecule: messenger RNA, 3648 nt
Organism: Caenorhabditis angaria
Lineage: Eukaryota; Metazoa; Nematoda; Chromadorea; Rhabditida; Rhabditidae
Source: the annotation of a GenBank genome assembly
AUGGGGUGAUUUGGUACAUUUUUUUAAUUUUCUUAUUUUUUAGAGACAACAGUCACUCGAAUGCAGCGGUCCCAUCAAAUCCACAAUUGUCAUUUUCUGAUGUAAGUUUAAGAAUAGGCAAAAAUUUUGAGAAAAAGAAUGUAGAAGUUUCAGGUUUUCGAAAAAGAAGAUAUUUCGUUUGGACAGGACAUUCGAAUAAAUCAACAACUUUUCACGGAAAGGGCCAGUCAAGUUAGUUUAUUUUGAGAUUUGGGGGGGGGGAGGAAAACAACUAACAGGUGAGAUUUGAGCUUCAUUGAAAACUAUUGGGUAACGUUUUUAAUUCAUAAUUACUAUUGAUGUUAAAGGAAAGUUGUUUAUAAAUUACUAUGCUUAAAUGAUUAGAUGAACCUUUGAAUUACACUUGAAGCUAUAGGAUCAGCUUCCAGAUUUUAUUGAAAAACAAACCAUGAAAUAUUUCAUAGGUAGAUUAAUUUUUUCAUAGUUUUAUGCACGCGUUUUCCAGUUUGUUUUGAAUUUAUUUAUUUUUUUUUUUUCUCACGUCAAUAUUUUCUUCGAGCACUCAUUUCUUGUAUCGAAAAAUGGUCAAGUGGUCACGUGUUUUUUGUUCACAACGUCCAGGAUCGAAUCCUUUUGAACGUUCUUGAAGGUAUGAUUUUUGGAAAAACAAAAAAUGAGAACAGGGGCGACCCCAUUGAAAAAUCCAGCUUCCAUCGAAAUGCAUGAAAACCCUUCGCACAAAACCUUUCUUUUCCUUUUUCUCGAUUUUCAGCGCGUUUUCGCUGGUUGUUGCGGCUUUUGGUUGCCGAUUGAAUUGAGCUCGAAUUAUUCGAGACAUACGAAAUGGGUUGAGGUUUUUAGCAUUGGUUUUCAUGUUAAAAUUGUUGUAUUUGGGCGAGAAAUCUCGCGAUUUCUCACAUUCCCUCUCUACAUAAGAUUGCGAAGGUUACUGUAGGUAGUUUUCCUUGUUGAAGGCGAAGUUAGUGUUUAAUUUUUUGUGGAGUAUUCCGGCGAUUUCGAGGAGGGCAUCACUGCUAUUGCGACGGAGAGUAGGGGAAGGGGGUCUUGUUGAACGACUUUGAGUUCCAGAUUGAAUAGUAUCACAUUCCAUAAUUGAAUUGAGAAUGCUGUGUAUGAACAGCAGUCCCUCGAUUUUAUGUCGGUUUUCCAAUCUUGUCGUUGAAGUAGAUCCAAAGAUGCACAAUUUUUUGCUAGCCUUUCUCCUGAUGUUCAGGAUCUCCUGAUAUUCUGCGCUCUUGCAACCACACACUUUUUUUCUGUCAGCGGGUGUUUUCUUUUCUUUUUCCUCGAUUUUCAGCGCUUUUUCGCAGUUGUAAUUUUUGUGUUUGAUUAAUGUUUUCAAAUAUUUAUGUCAUGAAUCAAAAAAUCGAUUUUUUUUGUUCAUUUUUGAACAUAACAAACAAUUUGUCGUGGGAUUGAGACACUUAUUUUAAAACCCACAAAAUGCUGCAAAACUUGGAUUUUUCUGGAAAAUGAAAAUUGUCAUUCUUUGGAUUUUUAUUGGGAGUUGUUUGAGUUCAAAUCAGUUUUAUGCUGAAUUGGCAAGAAAAGCAAUGCAUCAAUUAUAUGAAAUUGGCAACUUGCUUCCACAAAAAUUCAAUUUCAUUGCUUGUGAUGGAAAAAUUUAUGAUAGAAUAUAUUUCCUUGAAAAUUAUAUCUUCAAAGGUUUGCCAAAAGAUCGAUCUGUUCCGACUUCUGGAGGAAAUGAAACACAACUUUUGUUCAUCCAAGAUUCAAUAUUUGUUCGUCUUGGAUUCGUUAUUGAUCGAAUUGGUGAGAAAUUCAUAAUUACAAUAGCAUACGAAAAAGCUAGAUAUGGAAGACUUUGCAACGAGGUCUAUGCCAUAUUUGGAAAUAAAACAAUAAUGGACACUCUCUGAACUUGAAUGAAAAUUAUGAUUGCAUAAAUUGAUAAACAAAAUAUUCUCACUCUUUUUUCUAAAUAGUUUCUCAAAACAAAAAAAAAACACUUUCAUCUCUAAAAAAAAACAAUUUCCGAUGGUACAAAUUAUUUUUUAUGUUAUUUAUUUCAAUAUCUAUUUUUUCAAACAAAAAACAUACAGCUGAAUUCACAAUUAUUUUCCAUAAUCUUCAGUCUUUCUUCAAAAUUAGUUUCAUAUCUAAUAUUCUGAUGUCAUCAACUCCUCCAUCUGGAAAUUGGGGAAAUGCUCCAAUUUACCUAAAUAUUUUCUAUAUUUGUUCGAUGCUACAUUAUUUUCUAGUUCUCUUUGCUAUUCAAAAAUUACAACUUCCCUCAAAAUUUUCAUUUUUCCGACUGUUUUUCAUAACUGGAAUUUGUGAUAUUAUCAAUAUUUUUUCGAUUUUUUGGAUCAACUUUUUUCGAAAUUCUUUAUUCAGCCAAAUAUACAUUUACACAUCACAGUAUACUGAAAUUGUCUAUUACAUUUCAGCAAUUUUCGGAUGUCUCAAUAAUUUACUUUUAUCAGUCAAUCGAUAUUCGGCAACUUUUGUCAGUUAUGAAACUUAUUGGAAACCAUUUUCAAUUAAAGUUUAUUGCUUCAUAAUUUUAAUAAUAAGUUUUAUUGGAAGUUCUCCAAUGAUUCAAGGAGAUCGAACAUAUUUUUUGAAUAAUACGAAUGAAUGGAAAUGGACUGAAGGACCAUAUAAUUUAGAAUUUCAAAGAAUAAUUCAUUCAAUUAUAAUUGUUAUUUGUGAAUUGAUUGCUUGUAUUUUGAGUAUUUUAACAGUUCGAAAACUUAAAAUUCAGAAGACAAAAACAUAUGAAGAUCGACUUAUUUAUAUAACAAUUUCUCAUUUUCUUAUCAAUAUUCUAAUUGUUUUUUAUGAAAUUGUUGAAAUAUUCAAUCUUUCUGAUAUGUUCAGCGUUGCUAAGAUUUUUCAUAAUAUUGGUUUUGUACUUCUUGUUUUUUCAAAUAUUAUGAAUGCAAUAACAGUUAUUAUAGUCAAUCAACGAAUACGGAACAAAUAUUUCAGUUUUAUUUUUCCAUGUUCGAAAUUCAAAAAAGGCACGAAAAUUAACUCUAUAUUUGUUAGUUGAAUAAACGUUUUUUUUAAAUAAAAAAUGGAAGUUAUAUUCAAUCAUCAGAGCAGAAAAUCGUGUUUCAUUGUUCUGAACGGAUAUAUUUUUGAUUUUGAGAAAAAGGUUCCCACACAUUUUUCUCAGCAAUUUUUCCAUAUGUCUAGACGAAACAGCAAUUCAAAAUUCAAUAAUUUUGAAAAAUGAUUCGCUUUUUUAUUUUUAUUAUUUUUAUAAUAAUUACUUAUUCUAUGGAAAAUGCUGAUAUAAAAAUUGUGCAAACUUUGGUAGCAAAUGUAUACAAAUUCGCUGAAGCGAAGAACUCAUCGGAGCUCGAAAAAUUAUUCGUGAAUUAUUUCUACUUUCAUGAUUGCAAAAAUGAAUAUAAUAUUUCUGAAGUCAUUGAUAUUAUUAUGAAAGAUCCAUCAAAAGUGAAUCUGGAAAUUAAAUCGAUAAGUCGAAUGGAUGAAUAUUUGAUAUAUGUUACGGAACAAAAAUACAAAAAUAAUAUUAUUAUCACAAAUUUUGAUGCGAAAAAAGAUGAUUUUGGAAAUUAUCAAAUAAUUCGAGGAGAUGUUGAAAAUUGCAACGAAUUGGCAAAAUGUUGUAGUUUUUUCGAAAAUUGUUGA